CUGGCCUGCAGACGCCAGCACCCGCGCUGGCUGCGGUCCGCUCUGCACGGGAGAUGGCGCUGCGGAGAGGACUGGAGGCCCUCCUGGCACUGCUGCUCUCCUGGGCGGCACUGGGUCCCUGUGGCCUGGAGGGGGCAGAGCCGGGCGCCCCGGAGGACCCGGAGAGCCUGGGGUGCCCGGCCGCCUGCGCCUGCAGCCUGGACGACUACACGGGCGAGCUCAGUGUCUUCUGCAGCGCCAGGAACCUCACCCGGCUGCCUGACGGCAUCCCGGAGGGCGCCAAGGCCCUGUGGCUGGACGGCAACAACCUCUCCUCCAUCCCCCCCGCGGCCUUCCGGAACCUGUCUGGCCUGGACUUCCUCAACCUGCAGGGCAGCCAGCUGAGCCGCCUGGAGCCGCAGGCGCUGCUGGGCCUGCGCAGCCUGUACCACCUGCACCUGGAGAGGAACCGGCUGCGGACCCUGGCCGCCGGGGUGUUCGCACACACGCCCAGCCUGGCCUCCCUCAGCCUCGGCAACAACCUCCUGGCCCGGCUGGACGAGGGCCUCUUCCGGGGCCUGGCCCAGCUCUGGGACCUGCACCUGGGCUGGAACAGCCUGGUGGUGCUGCCCGACGCCGUGUUCCAGGGCCUGGGCAACCUGCACGAGCUGGUGCUGGCGGGUAACAGGCUGGCCUACCUGCAGCCGGCGCUCUUCUGCGGCCUGGCCGAGCUGCGCGAGCUGGACCUGAGCAGGAACGCGCUGCGCAGCGUCAAGGCCAACGUCUUCGUGCAGCUCCCCCGGCUCCAGAAGCUCUACCUGGACCGCAACCUCAUCGCCGCCGUGGCCCCCGGGGCCUUCCUGGGCCUGAAGGCCCUGCGCUGGCUGGACCUCUCCCACAACCGCCUGGCCGGCCCGCUGGAAGACGCCUUCCCGGGCCUGCUGGGCCUACGCGUCCUGCGCCUGGCGCACAAUGCCAUCGCAGGCCUCCGGCCCCGCACCUUCCAGGACCUGCACUUCCUGGAGGAGCUGCGGCUCGGCCACAACCGCAUCCACCACCUGGUGGAGAAGACGUUCGAGGGCCUGGGGCAGCUGGAGGUGCUGGCGCUCAACGACAACCAGAUCCAGGAGGUGAAGGUGGGCGCGUUCCUGGGCCUCGUCAACGUGGCUGUCAUGAACCUCUCGGGUAACUGUCUGCGUGGCCUCCCGGAGCAGGUGUUCCGGGGCCUGGGCCGGCUGCACAGCCUGCACCUGGGGAGCAGCUGCCUGGGCCGCGUCCGCCAGCACACCUUUGCAGGCCUGGGCGGGCUGCGCCGGCUCUUUCUCAGGGACAACGGCAUCUCCAGCAUCCACGAGCAGAGCCUGGCCGCGCUGCCAGAGCUCCUGGAGCUGGACCUCACGUCCAACCAGCUCACGCACCUGCCCCCUCGCCUCUUCCAGGGCCUCGGCCAGCUGGAGUACCUGCUGCUCUCCCACAACCGGCUGGCCUCGCUGGCCCCGGGCCUCCUGAGCCCCCUGCAGCGGGCUUUCUGGCUGGAUCUCUCGCACAACCGCCUGGAGGCCCUGGCUGAGGGCGCCCUCUCCCCGCUGGGGCGCCUGAGCUACCUCAGCCUGAGGAACAACUCCCUGCACACGUUCGUGCCGCAGCCGCGCGGCCUGGAGCGCCUGUGGCUGGAGGGCAACCCCUGGGAGUGCGGCUGCCCCCUCAGGGCGCUGCGAGACUUCGCCCUGAGCAAGCCGGCCGUGGUGCCCCGCUCCGUGCAGGCCAGGUGCGAGGGGGGCGACUGCCAGCCCGCAUACACCCACAACAACAUCACCUGCGCCGGCCCUGCAGGCGUGGCGGGCCUGGACCUGCGGGACGUCCCCCAGGAGCACUUCGCACACUGCUGACCGCGGUCCCUGCACGGCCCGGCCCACGCUCUUCACCCACAGGGGACAGACGGUCCUGGCAGCUGGGCUCCGCAGUGGGCAGGGGGCGCUGGGUGUGGGCACAGGGCAGGGCGUGGGCAGGUGCCCAGAGCUCCGCGGGGAAACAUUAAAGCGUACGAGAACCACGGCAUGUGACGGCCAGCCACACUGAGGG
Molecule: messenger RNA, 2061 nt
Organism: Dipodomys spectabilis (banner-tailed kangaroo rat)
Lineage: Eukaryota; Metazoa; Chordata; Mammalia; Rodentia; Heteromyidae
Gene: Igfals
Product: insulin like growth factor binding protein acid labile subunit
Exons: 2
Coding region: 54-1868 (604 amino acids)
Cellular component (GO): plasma membrane
Molecular function (GO): protein binding
Source: RefSeq, a predicted model, not a curated record